Messenger RNA from Neurospora hispaniola, 2307 nucleotides. Its product is annotated as P-loop containing nucleoside triphosphate hydrolase protein. Gene Ontology annotation, cellular component: membrane; microtubule; cytoplasm. Gene Ontology annotation, molecular function: microtubule binding; GTP binding; GTPase activity. Lineage: Eukaryota; Fungi; Ascomycota; Sordariomycetes; Sordariales; Sordariaceae. The record is from RefSeq and is a predicted model, not a curated record. The transcript has 2 exons. The coding region runs from base 1 to 2307 and encodes 768 amino acids.
AUGAAACUUAAACGCUCUUUGCUCGAGACCACAACAGCAACUCCUUCUACAAUGGGUUCUGAGAUCAAGCCCCCUGCCUCAGGCAUCCUGACCAGCCCUGAUCGUCUCCGCAAGAUUGAUCAGUUGCGCGAGAAGAACAUCGAUGUCAUCUUGCCAUUGCCUACAUUGGUUGCGGUCGGUGACCAAAGCUCUGGCAAGUCUUCGCUGCUCGAAAGCGUCACUGGCAUUCCGUUCCCUCGCGGCCAGGAACUUUGCACCCGUUACGCGACCCAGAUCACCCACCGUCGCGAUCCUGAGGUGCAGAUAAUCAUCACCAUUAUCCCUGCCCCUCAAAGCACUGAGGCGGAAAAGAUCAGUCUCAGGUCUUACCGCAAGGAGCUUUCCUCGACCACCCAGCUCCGUGAUCAAUUUGCCAAGAUUCUUGAUGAGGUCAACGUUUACAUGAAGAUCAAGACAGACAAGAACCCUGAAGGAGAAAAGACCUUUUCUAGGGACAUCUUGAAGAUUGAGAAAUGUGGCCCCACCGAGGACUAUCUCACCGUCAUCGACGUUCCCGGCAUCUUCCGCCUGACCUCCAAAGGACAAACAACAGAGGGUGAUCGCAACCUUGUUCGAGACAUGGUCACCGGCUUUAUCAAGGACAAACGGACCAUCAUCCUCGCCGUCUUACCUGCCAAUGUGGAUGUGAUGACGCAGGAGAUCCUGGCCCUGGCCGAACAAUACGAUCCGGAUGGAGAGCGCACCCUGGGUGUCCUCACCAAGCCUGAUUUGGUCAUUGAGCGCAGCGCCAAAGAGGCUGUUUGCAAUCUCGUCGCUGGAAGGAAGAAAGCCCUCAACCUCGGCUACUACCUUGUCAAGAACCGUGGUGGUGACGACGACGAUGACUCUAAAGAUGACUCGGGUAUUCGCCGGAAAGAAAGAGAUCUCUUCCAGCAGAGUCCUUGGUGUAACUUGCCGCAGGAGCGCGUGGGAGUUGCAGCACUUCGUGAGAGACUCCAGGAUCUUCUGGGUGAGAUCACGGACAAGGCGUAUCCAGAACUUCGCUCGGAAGCGCGCAAGAAGCUCGCGGAGGCUCGGGAACAACAAGAUGCUCUUGGCCCUCCGCGACAGACCGAGCGCGAGCAACAGCAGUAUCUUGCUCAAAUCGCAGCCAAAUUUCAGCAAAUCGUUCGUGCGGCUCUCGAAGCCAAUUAUUCCAGUCAUUCAGCGUUUGAUGAGCAUGGCUUGAGGCUCAUUACUCAAGUAGUAAGUAUCACAGACACGUUCAACACCCUAAUGAGAAAAAAGGGCCACACAUACUCUUUCGUAAAGGUAAAAACAAGGGACUCGGACGAUAAAUUAGUGAAUAGCGAUGAUGACAGUGAGGUCGACGAUGGCAAUGAAGAAGACGACGACCCAGCCUACGAUGGCGAGUAUGAUGGCGAGUACGAUGGCGAGUACGAUGGCGAGAACGAUGCCGUGCACAGCGAGUUAGCCAACCGCGGCACAGUUAUUCACAUUCCUCCUGAGUUGGAGAGCUUCACCAACAUCGUGAAGCAACCUAUAAUCACGGUCAAACAAGACAAUAGCAACUGGAUCCGCAACAUGUACCUCGAGUCUCGAGGUAUAGAACUCGGCACCUUCAGUCCCAUCGUCCUUGCCAGCGCCUUCCGGGAUCAGACAACCAACUGGGGUCUGAUAACGGAGCACUACAUCAGUCUCAUAAUUUCAAUCAUUCACGAGUUCACUCUAUCUAUUCUCAAUACGAUUUGCGCGGGUGAAAAGUUAUAUGAGGCGAUCAAAUCUAUCCUCAUGGAUGACCUACUGGCGAGAUACGCGAAGGGCAUGGACUAUGCCAAGUAUCUGGUCCAGGUGGAACGCGAGAAAAAGCCCUACACCGUCAACCACUAUUUCAGCAGCAACCUUCAAAAGGCUCGUGGCGACCGGGCCUCCGAGGCCCUGAAGAAAAAUUGUUAUUGGGAUGAUCACAGUGGCGCCUAUGCCGUCAAAUUCGAACACAUCAAGACAGCCGUCACCAACAAAAGCAACCAGGAGCACGCCCAAGAUGACAUCCACGAUAUCCUCAAGAGUUACUACAAGGUCGCUCGCAAACGUUUCGUCGACAACGUCUGGCUCUAUGCGGUUGAUCAUCACUUGCUGUCUGGACCCAACAGUCCCUUGACGCUCUUUUCGGAACAGUGGGUGUUGGGAUUGGAUGAAGACUCGUUGAAUGCUAUUGCGGGCGAAUCUCGCAGUACCAGAGACAAGCGAAAGGAGUUGACCAAGAAGAUUGCGGAUUUGGAGGAGGCGUUGAGGAUUUUGAAGUAG